Molecule: messenger RNA, 1041 nt
Organism: Corylus avellana
Lineage: Eukaryota; Viridiplantae; Streptophyta; Magnoliopsida; Fagales; Betulaceae
Source: RefSeq, a predicted model, not a curated record
AUGGCUGUUAAGCUAGAUAUGAGCAAAGCCUAUGACAGGGUGGAGUGGAAUUUUUUGGAGGCGGUUAUGUACAAGAUGGGGUUUGCAAGGGACUGGGUAAAGCUGAUAAUGAUGUGUGUCAGAACUGCAAACUACUCUGUAUUGAUUAAUGGCAAUCUUGUGGGUAAAAUUUGGCCUACACGGGGGAUUCGGCAAGGGGAUCCCAUUUCCCCCUACCUAUUCCUCCUAUGUGCCGAAGCCCUGAGUUCUCAACUAAGAAGAGCAGAUGAUGAGGGUGUUUUAAUAGUAAAUUCGGGGGAUCCUGUGAAGGAAGAUUUGAUAUGGCAAAUUGGAAAUGGGAAUAAUGUUCGAAUUUGGAGAGACAAAUGGUUGCCAAUCCCGAGUACGUACAAGAUCCAAUCUCCUUCAGCUGUUUUGAACGAGGAGGCUAGGGUAAGUGAGUUACUAGAGCAAGACUUACAAUGGUGGAAUAUAAGCCUUCUCAAGCAGAUUUUUAAUGAGGAAGAGAUUCAGGAUGGUUUACGAAUUAAUGAAACAGAGAGAGAGGGUACCAAAGUAUGGAAACAACCUCUUGAGGGAUGGGUGAAAGUCAAUUGCAAUGCGGCAUUGGAUAUUACCAGAGGGUGCUUUGGAAUGGGCAUUGUCGUGCGAGACCACGAAGGGAAGGUGAGGGUAGCACAAUGCUUAUAUAGGAGGGGUACGGUAGUACCUGCAGUGGCUAAAGCAAUGGCUAGCUUCUAUGCGGUCAAACUCUGCAAGGAAAAGGGAUUUCAUAAAGUAUGCCUGGAGGGUGAUGCAAAAGUGGUGAAUUCCAAAACCCCCAACAAUAAUAGAGUGGGGCUGCUUAUAGUGGAUAUAAGGGCGGAGCUCCUUGCUUUAUCUCGAUGGCAGUGUUCACAUAUCUGCAGAGAGGCAAAUACCGCAGCACAUAUACUUGCAAAGGAUGAUCUCAAUUGUGCUAAGGAUAGGAUUUGGGAAGGAGUAAUCCCUGCAAGCAUCAAAUUAAUUAUAAACCAUGAGAUGGUGGCUUUACGUGGAUAG